AUGACGAAGGAGUUCACACUUGCUGAUGUGCAGCUGCACAAUACAGCAGAUGAUUUGUACAUCGUUGUCCACAACAAAGUCUAUAGCUGCGCUUCGUUUGUGGCAGACCACCCUGGUGGUGGAGAAUUAAUAUCCGACGUCGCUGGACAGGACGCAACCGAGGCCUUUGUUGAUGUUGGCCACUCUGAAGAAGCCGCGGAAAUCUUAGAAACUCUUUGUGUCGGUACUUUGAAAUCGGCCGCAGUCUCCGAGGCCGCCGCCACAACACCUUCCCCCGUGAUAAAUCUAGAGACGACAGUCGAUGUCGCACCGACUGUCAUAGACAUCUCCCCUAAUUCCGUCUCCGAAGCCAAAAAGACCGAAGUCAUUGAACAAAUCAAAGAAAUCACAAUCAGCCCAACAACCGUCCUCAGACCAGACUCUUUCCAAUUCUUCCCAUUAAAAGAAAAGUCAAAUAUUUCACACAAUGUAGCAGUAUACCGCUUCAGCUUACCCUCUGAAGACUCAGUCCUUGGGCUUCCAAUCGGCCAGCACAUCUCCAUCGGAGCUGUUCUGCCUCAACCAGACGGCACCUCCAAAGAAAUUAUCCGCUCCUACACUCCAGUCUCAGGCGAUCACCAACCUGGAUACUUCGACCUUCUCAUCAAGACAUACCCCAAAGGCAACAUCUCAAAGCACAUCGAGGCCCUCGAGAUUGGCCAAUCUAUUCGGGUCCGUGGCCCUAAGGGAGCCUUCUCAUACAAACCAAACAUGGUUCGGCACUUUGGCAUGAUCGCAGGCGGAACUGGACUCACCCCCAUGCUGCAAAUCGUGACCGCUAUCUAUCGAGGGCGCGCCGCUGGAGAUAUGACCGAGGUCGACCUAAACUUUGCCAAUGUAACGGAGCAAGAUAUAUUACUCAUGGAAGACCUUGACGCCCUUGCAGUGGCCGAUCCCAAGUUCCGAGUGCACUACGUGUUAGACAAGCCGCCCCAAGGAUUCAUCGGUGGUGUUGGCUUCGUCACGGAAAACAUGAUUAGGAAAUGGCUCCCUAAGCCGGCACCGGAUGUGAAGAUUUUGCUUUGUGGCCCACCCCCUAUGAUCAGUGCCAUGAAGAAAGCUACAGAAAAUGUUGGGUUUGAGAAAGCACGACCAGUGAGCAAACUUGAAGAUCAGGUGUUUUCAUUCUAA
Molecule: messenger RNA, 1170 nt
Organism: Clonostachys rhizophaga
Lineage: Eukaryota; Fungi; Ascomycota; Sordariomycetes; Hypocreales; Bionectriaceae
Source: the annotation of a GenBank genome assembly